CGUUUUCGCACGCGUCCGAUUGAUCAUCAUCGUCAUCGUGCCCUCGCGCGAGUCACGUAGUGUCAUGGAGUGAAUGGAAUUUCCUAUUUCUGUUUCUCGUGUUGUGAGAGAUCGGCUGGUGUCGUCCGGAGGACAAGCCCGGUCGUCUCGCUCAUCGCGGCGCGCUACGAGAAGAACUAUGCCCAAGGAGUCCGAUGCCUGUUCCUGGAUUCUUCGCCGUCGUGGCGAAACCGUGGCUACUUUUAGCACGCCUCCUCUGAAUCUCCAUCCCCGGCUUGCUUUAGGCCACUUGAGGCCAUCGUGCGGGGGAGUGGGCCUGGCGAUCUGGUGAUAAGCUUGUCGUGAACGCGACAACCCCAGCAGGGUCCUAGCGAUAGCACAUGUUGUCCUAUUUUGAAGCGCUACGCAGAUCAAAUCAGCAGUGUCGCAUCCCACAAGACCCAUCCCACUAUCGUGGGAUGUCGAUGUCAGCUUCUGGGAGCUCUGUCUGACAGGGGUGGAGUGUUGUUUUCAAACUUAUGGAUCCUCUUGAGGAUAACAGAUAAAGUCUUGGAAAUGGCUGCAGUAAAAUUGGGACUGCAAGACAAAAAGGACUUAGACACCUUCACCAAGUUCCUUGCACUGAAAGCUGCUCAGAUCAUUGUUCAGUCUCGCCUGGGAGAGAAAGUACAUACAAAGUGCAAGCCCCAUUCAUCAGGAACGGAUUGGUUCAAUUUGGCAAUCAAAGAUUUACCUGAGGUUUUGUCAGAAGCGAAAAGAGUACUUUGUGGUGAAGUUGCCACAGCUCGCCUACCGCUUUGUGUUGAAAUUUCCCUGAAGACUGUGGAAGGGGACACCAUGAUGUUAGAAACAUGGUGUUUAGGUAUGCUGCCUGAUCACUGUGAUCCUUCGGUCAGAGUAACCUACACUGUUUAUAAUAGAAUGAGUAUUCUGUUAAAAUCAUUAGUAUCAGUGACAAGAUGUACCCCUGCCUACAAAUUGUCUCGAAGGCAAGGUCCAGACUCUUUUGUUAUCUGUUAUCGGAUUUAUGUGGGUGAACCUCAAUUUCACAAUUUAGGGGAGGGGUAUAGCCAGGUUCGCGUUGGCCAGCUGAGUACCCCUGUCGGUACCCUGCAGUUGUCAGUUGCAUAUCGAACGAAAAUGACAAUUAGCCCUCAGCAUACGGGACGAGAUACAUCAAUUAUGCUGAAAUCAGAUCAUUUCAGACCAGACCUGAGUCCUCGAAUCGUCACUCGAAGAGAAAGUGUUGCAAGCUCACUGUUGAAUACAGAGGACAAUACUACCUCACUUAGUGAAACUAUUAAAGUGGGUGCAUUUGCUGACAACAGCAGGCCCACUGCACCUUCUGGAGAUGUUGAUCUGGUUUUUCCAGAUGUUCCUUUUAGUAGCUUACUUUUGCCUAGACAACAAUCACCUCCUCAGGGCUCACCAUUACAAAUGCCUGUGUUGACAACACAGUUCUCUAAACAAGAGGCUAUCACUAACACUGCAAUCAAUACUCCUCUCCCAGAUGAUAAUUCUGAAUUGAGUAGUGAUUCAAACGGAAAUGUUACACCUCGAGCAGUCUCAGCAUCAAACUCUCGUCGAUCAAGCUGUUCUCUCGCUUCUGCUAAUGAAGACUUCAUUAUGGUAGACUUGAAAACUCCUUUUGCUGGCAGUAAUGCAAACAGUGAUUUAGGAGCAUUUUACAGAGAAUGUCAAAGUGCUCCUCCUCUACGGACAUUUCAGGAAGUUCCUACCCUUGCUCAACAAGUAGAAGAUUUAACAGAACAAUUGGAAGCAUUUGAAAGCAAUAUGGCUGAGUAUGAAGAGGUACUCGGCCAAUUAUGUCCUCAGACUCAAACAGAUGGCAAUUAAAGUUGUGAUUUGGUUGACAUUAAUGGACUGAGGUUGAUGAUCACCAAGUGUCUUUCAACUAACCUUUUUAUCUGAUUUAAAUGGAAUGAUCAGAUAAUAUAAUUGUUGUUUCAUCCUCAGAAAUUGCAACAGUUUCCAAACCAAUUCUUCUAGUAGACAAUUGUUUAUGUGCCAAGGACCAAGCCAAGGUGUAUUAGGGAGCUUUAUAUUAAUUUUAUAUUGCAGUUUAGAAGAUACUGCAGCAAACCUCGAUAGAAUAAGACUCUGAAUUGUCUAAAUUUGGUGAGCUUUAAGGGCCCGAAUAUGCUACAUGGUGACUCCACUUUGUAUCAGAAACGCUGCUAUAUAACUGGUGCUUUUUCUUAAGAGUUUUGUUAAGGGGACAUUCAUACAUAUUAUGUGACCUUCUGAUGUCAUGAAAACCCUGCACUACACCAGACUUUCAUAAAUGCAUGCCAAGUUUUAUAAGUAUCACAUUGUAUGAGAACCUUCCCAAUAGAGAGGUUCAGUAGAACAAAGUUUCAUCUGACUGUUGAAAUCGAAAUAUUUUGAUCUAAUAUAUUUUGCUACUCAAUAAUUUCCAAAUUCCUACUCGAAGUUUUUUAAUCCUUUGUGCUAGCAUGCUGCUGUUUUCUAGUUCAAAAAGAUUGAUUGUGAAGUGUUUCUUAAGCCUGUCCAGCAGUUUGGCAAAAUAAUUUCUACUUAAUAACUUCCCACUUAGUUUAAUUGCAGCAUAAUCAAUGUACAUACAGUGCCUUCAAGGUCGAAUUUUAUGAGCCUAGGUAUAAGGGAGGUCUGAUUGGCUCAACUUAAAUUUAGGAAUGCCUUAAACUGCACAUAACAAUUGUGUUUUUUUUUUGUAGUGUUUUAAUACUCUGAUUUAGACUUAGAUUGAAGACUGAGAAAGCGGCAUUUGUUACAUCAAGCUUCUUUGCUUAAGCCUAAAUUUUAAAUGCUUUUCUGAGUAAUUUACAACAAAUAUUGUCUUGCAUUCUAUUUACAUCAUUUUUCAUGGUGCAUUUUUGAAUGCACAAACAAACUUCUAGUCUUAUUAUCUAAAGUCACUGAUUUCUGUGAAUACAGCUGGAUGAGUUUUGACAAAGUAGUUGGCUACCGAAAGUACCGAAUGGACUGUAAUCUGACUGCAACAAUGUAUUUGUGAAAAUCGCUGCUUUACUGGUGGUGGAAAAUGUAUGUUCAAGGCUGUUUUAUGGAGGAUUUUUAAGAUGUUUCAUCCUAUAUCAUAUUUGAUUCUUUGAAACCAACUUAAUUUGGCUAUCAAUCAAGUCAAUUUAUGUAUUUUGGAUGUAAUUUAGGAAACCAGGCUUCUAACCAAUUUAAUAAACUCACCUGGUUUGUGAUCUUCUAUUUGGUUUGCCAAAGCAAUGGUCAGUGUGAGCUUGGCUGUCAAUAUUUGGGGACACAAGUUUUUAAGGCAAAAGCAGUAAGUGGUAUUAUAGCUGCUAUGAAGUAGUUGUAUAUAUCACCUAUAACAGGCGCAUUGUGGUGAGCAUUUAUGUGCGCAGGGAUUCAUUACUGCUGUUAUUUUAGGAGAUUCUGAACAGAAAGUCCCUUUUUUCCUUAUUGAGAAACACAUGCAUCUUUGACUGAAAAAUAUGGCACCAAUUCUGUUCUAAACAAGAAGUCUUACCUCACCAUUUCUUUCUUUUUAAAAAAAAUUGAAUACCUACUUCAUAUUUUUAACUUAUCUUGUGUGUGUGGGUUCCAUGUUGGAUUGAGUGAGAUUUUUGCUGAAGUGCCCACUCUAGGACUCUACCUUACUCAAGUAACUUCUAGCAUCUAUGCUUAAAUGGCAGUCUUUCUCCACAGCCUUAUCUCUCCGUCAUGCAUUUUAGUUAACCAAUAUGGAAAAGGGCAGUCGUUAAUGAAACAUUUGUUUGUGCAACAAAUCUUCCAUUCUUAGUUUACACCAAUUUUAGUCUUACCGAAUUAUGUUAAAGCAUUUUUCACCGUGAAGCUUGGUGUUGUAAGCGUGUACACAGCUGUUACCAGGCCCUGUCUUAUUUGGUGGUUAUUUGUCUCAUGAGUUUUCAUAUGAGUGCAGAGAUCUCUUUUGUCAGUUCUCCAGAUUACUUUGUAAAAUCUAAUGUUGUUACAUUGUGGAACCAUCCAUCGUGGUUAAUUAAACUUCUUGGGAUUUUUUCAA
Messenger RNA from Thrips palmi, 4024 nucleotides. RefSeq names its product autophagy-related protein 13 homolog. NCBI's taxonomy places the organism in Eukaryota, Metazoa, Arthropoda, Insecta, Thysanoptera, Thripidae. Gene Ontology annotation, biological process: autophagosome assembly; mitophagy; protein localization to phagophore assembly site. The coding region runs from base 556 to 1857 and encodes 433 amino acids. The transcript is spliced from 7 exons. Gene Ontology annotation, cellular component: Atg1/ULK1 kinase complex; phagophore assembly site; cytosol. The record is from RefSeq and is a predicted model, not a curated record.